Adineta ricciae is the source of this 1527-nucleotide messenger RNA. The record is from the annotation of a GenBank genome assembly. NCBI's taxonomy places the organism in Eukaryota, Metazoa, Rotifera, Eurotatoria, Adinetida, Adinetidae.
AUGUUGAGCACACGAGUUCGGUUUUUUCUUGCUCCUCUACAAUCCAACUCCAUUCGCUAUGCAUCAAAUCUAGCUAAUGUAGUUCAAAACCGUCUAAAACCCGAAUUAGAUUCCAUUCGGGAAGCUGGAACAUGGAAAUCCGAGCGAGUUAUCUCGACUAGUCAAAGUGCAUACAUCAAAAUUGAACAGUCAUCGAAUCAAUUAUUGAAUUUCUGUGCCAAUAAUUAUUUGGGCUUGGCAAAUAAUCCGGAGAUUAUGAAAGCAUCGAAACAAGCUAUCGAUGAGUACGGUGCUGGUCUUAGUUCAGUACGAUUCAUUUGUGGCACACAAACAAUUCAUAAACAACUUGAACAACGAAUUGCCAAGUUUCAUCGACGCGAAGAUGCGAUACUUUAUAUCUCGUGUUUUGAUGCAAAUGCCGGAAUUUUCGAAACACUACUCAAAGAACAGGACUAUAUAAUUAGCGAUGAAUUGAAUCACGCAUCAAUUAUUGAUGGAAUACGUUUAUGCAAGGCAAAACGAUUACGUUAUAAACACAAAGACUUGUCAGAUCUGGAAGCGAAAUUGAAAGAAAGUUACAAUGAUAAGAACGAAAAUGUCAUUCGAUUGAUUGCUACAGAUGGAGUCUUUUCGAUGGAUGGAACCAUUGCACCGUUGCGGGAGAUUCGACGUUUAGCAGAUCAGUAUAAUGCAUUAGUCUUUGUUGAUGAAUGUCAUGCAACCGGAUUCUUUGGACCAACGGGUCGUGGUACGGAAGAACAUUUCGGAAUGGUGGGCAAAAUUGAUAUUAUCAAUUCUACACUUGGUAAAGCACUUGGUGGAGCAGCUGGUGGUUAUACAACAGGACCAAAAGCUCUAAUCGACUUAUUACGUCAACGAUCCAGACCAUAUCUUUUCUCGAAUACCUUGCCACCAGCGAUUGUAGCAAGUGCGAUGAAAGCAAUUGAUUUGAUUGAGAAUGAUACAAGUUUACCGGGCCGUGUACUUGAAAAUGCCACGUAUUUUCGUGAAGAAAUGCAAAAUUUAGGUUUCACGAUCUUAGGUGAUGCGCAUCCUAUCUGUCCAGUGAUGCUUGGCGAUGCUCGAUUAGCCAGUCAAUUUGCUGAUGAAAUGCUCAAACGGAAUAUCUAUGUUAUUGGAUUUAGUUAUCCUGUGGUGCCGAAAGGUCGUGCUCGCAUUCGUGUUCAAGUAUCCGCUGCUCAUUCCAAAGAUGAUUUAAAACGAUGUAUCGAUGCAUUUGCUGAAGUUGGCCGACAACUUAAACUGAUUCAUAAUAAAAUUGCGUGUGUUCUUGAAAAACAAAGUGUUCCGAUGCAAACGAACAGUAGUAUGUCGAAUGAAAAUAAAUCAUGGCCGGAAUUUGUUGGUAAAGAUGCUGAUGAAGUACAGAGUCAAUUAACUGCUGAAGGUUUCAAUGUUGAAAUUAAGCAAGAUGGAGCACCGUGUACUCGUGAUUAUCGUCUCGAUCGUGUUCGAUUGUUCGUUGACGAUGGCAACAAAAUCAUACGACCACCUCGCACUGGUUAA